ACCAAAAAAAAAAAACAUUGUUUUAUUUUUCAAUGUUGCGUCUCUUGAACAAAAACCAAAACCAGAAUUCCGUAUGGCAGAUUAACAAAUCAGCCGCCAUGGCCGAUAGAUUCUCAACCUUGCCAGAACACAUCAUCCACAACAUCAUGUCUUUCCUUCCCUCCAUCAGAGACGCCAUGGCUCUGUCCAUGGUGUCUAGGACCUUCUCCUCUGCUUUCCUCUGCCUCCCAAUAAUGGACAUGGACAUGGACUAUUUUUUCUUCUCCGAUUUGAAAUCAAAGCAGGCCUGGUUUUCAUAUGCCCUAUUGAGCAUUGUCGAACGUUGUUGUCCCACGAUUUACACAGAGUUAUACUUGGCAGAAAUUCUUGGCUGGUCGAAAGAAGAUGCUCAGGUAUUGUUUUUGGAUUCCUUAAUGAAUUACCUACAAAAUCGUCGGAUAAAUGUUGGGUUAGACAAGUUUAGGUUUGUUGCUAGAGAUGCUUCUCAGUAUUUCGACAGCUUUAAGAUGAAGACCCUAUUUAGUUUUUGCAUAGACAACAAUGUCAAAGAGGUAGAGUUGGAUUUUGUAAAAUUUCGAACUCUAGUGUACCGUUUGCCUCCACAACUUAUUUCUUCCAAAACAAUCAGAGCUUUGACCAUAAAAGGGCUUAAAUUGGGAAUAUUGGAGGAUCAAGAUUUGAUUGUAAGCUGUCCUUCGUUGGAGAAUUUGAGUCUCAUUAACUGCGAAAAUGUCGGAAUUGUUAGUUUGGUGUGUAAUGUUGUUAAACUCAAAGUAGUAGAAAUCGAAAACUGCAGAGAGAUUAAUGUUGUUCACGGACCACUUCCAUGCCUUGAAUAUUUUUCUGUAAAACUCAAACAAGGGCUAAGUUAUUGUAUUUGUAAUUUAGACACCAUGACCAGUUCAACUUGUCCAAGGCUCAAGCAUAUGCAAUUCAGCACAUGUGGUAUUCCAAACAAAUGGAUUUACAAUUUGUUUGAUGCGUUUCGUUUUCUUCAGACUUUGAAGUUGGAGGGUUGCUGUAAAUUCAAGGAGAUCAGUUUUCAACGUCUAGAAUAUCUACAUUCUUUGGAGUUUGAUUCUGUGGAUUUUAUGAAAGUUGAGAUGGAAGCUCCAAACCUUGUUUCCUUGAUUUACAAUUCCGAAUCUGCUAGAUCUCCUGAAAUUAACAUCUGCUCAACAAAUCUGAAGCACUUGCAGUUUGAAGGUGCAAAUGUACCCAAAAAUUGGGUUGCUCACAACUUCUCCGAAUUUCCUUUUCUUGAGACUUUGAAAUUGAUAGGCUCCCAUAGAUGGAUGGAGAUCAAGUUUCAUCUUGAAAAUCUAAAUGCUUUGGAGUUGGAUUCUGUAGAUUUUACCCAAGUUGAGAUUGAAGCUCCGAAUCUUGUUUCAUUGAUUUAUAAAUCCAUAUCUAAUAGAUCUUGUUCAAUUAACAUAAGCAGCAGCAGCUCAACAAAUCUGAAGCAGCUGCAGUUUGAAGGUGUAAAUGUACCCCAAAAUUGGGUUGCUCAAAACUUCUCUGAAUUUCGUUUUCUUGAGACUUUGAAGUUGACUGACAGUCAUUGGAAUCUGAGGGAGAUCAAGUUUCAUCUUGAAAAUCUAAAUGCUUUGGAGUUGGAUUCUGUAAAUUUUUGGAAAGUUGAGAUUGAAGCACCAAAUCUCGUUUCCUUGAUUUAUAAAUCCGGAUAUGGUACACCCCUUGAAAUUAACAUAAGUAGCAGCUCUACAAGUCUGAAGCAUUUGCAGUUUGAAGGCAAAUCUGUACCGAAAAGAUGGGUUGCAGAGAACUUCUCUGAAUUUUGUUUCCUUGAGACUUUGAAGUUAAAUACUGACUGCCCAUUUCCAUCGAAGAAGUUCAAGUUUCAACUCCAAUGCCUAAAAGUUUUGAUUUUGAACUUGAAAUUUACUCGGUCUGAACUGUUUACAUGUGAGAUUGAAGCUCCAAAUCUGGUUUCCUUCAUGUAUAUGAACGAGGAUGAUGGUUGGAACUCUAGCACUUCGGUUAGAGUUACACCUUUGGUAACUUUCACCUCCAAAGCUAAACCGAAUGUAAUACUCGAUGUGUCAUCUAGUGAACAUGAGAACAAUUUUUCAAGCUGGAUGCAUUAUAUUCGUUACAUGAAAUCUGAUUUUAGAAAGAAUAUGGUUAUUCCAUUAAGCAACUUCAAGCAUCUGAAAGUAGAAUCCCAAGGCUCUCAUCCCAAUACUCUCUCCUUCAUUGUGGAUAAGCAAGUAAAAUCCUUGAAGUUUUAUUACAAGAAGGAGAAUAUAGAGAGCUGGCAACUUGAUUUGGAAAAAAAAUGAAUGAAACAAAAAGUGGAGAUGAAACGGUAUUGCAUGCUUUUGUGGGGGAUUUGUUCUAAUGCUAAUAAUGUUUGGAAGAAGAUGGAGUUGUAUUCGGCAUGGAAGGGGAAGCUGGUUGAGAAUUUUGUGGACAUAUGUAGCAAACUGCUUCUUUGCUUUGUUGGUAGGUUUUGUUCUUCUUUUUAUUCUAGAGAUGCUAACCGUGUUGCACCUGAGUUGGCAUGUUAUGCUUUACUAGUAUAUGAUUUUGAGUCCUGAAAGGAGGAGCUUCCUAUGGCUGUUUCUUCUUAAUGAAAUUAAAAUUUUUUCCUAGGAAAAAGUUUUGUUUUUGGUCAUGAAGUUGUAUUGAAGAAGCUUUCUGGAAGUAAAGUAACUAUUUUUACGAUUGGAUAGAGUUCAUAUAUAGUUAUAAUUGUGGGAUU
This is a messenger RNA of Ziziphus jujuba (common jujube), 2725 nucleotides long. RefSeq lists its product as uncharacterized. The record is from RefSeq and is a predicted model, not a curated record. Gene Ontology annotation, molecular function: protein binding. Bases 33 to 2303 code for a protein of 756 amino acids. The transcript is spliced from 3 exons. NCBI's taxonomy places the organism in Eukaryota, Viridiplantae, Streptophyta, Magnoliopsida, Rosales, Rhamnaceae.